UUGGGCGAGCGCACCAGCGUAUUUUCAGUGCUUUCCUGUCAUUUCCCUGUUUUUUGACGGAGCGGCACUCGGUCUCCAGCAAGCAGCCCAAAGCGACGAAUUUUUCCAAAUGCGCAACACACCUGAUAAAAAGUGAAACUUUGAAAAUACAUACACGCGCACUAGUUCUAAUAGGAAACGAGUUAUAGUUUUGAAAUUGCGUGGACAGUUCUUUACUUUUGUUUUUAUGCGGUGAACUUUUGGAAAUACUUUUAGAAUUCAGAUGCCGUGGACAUGAGACCGUUUUAUUUGUUUUCCAAAACUGGAGAUGAAUAAGACGUUUGUGAAAGAGCAAGGUUGGCUUUAUGGUGUUUAAUGUUCAUUAUACUUUAUCGCAAAAAACGUGAUCUGAGAAAAUAACAUUUGGAGGGCCCCUGGGAACUCCGCAAAUGUCCUAGAAAGGAUGGGGCUGUCAUCAAAGUGCUGUGUGGCCCUACUCCUCCUGGGCUUCCUGACUGACCUCGCUUGGCCUUUGAACCCCAGUGACCCUAACGUAUGCAGCCUGUGGGAGAGCUACACAACCUCAGUGAAGGAGUCAUACGCCCACCCGUUUGACCAAGUGUAUGAGGAACCCUGUUCCGAUCCCUGGACCUUGUACAAGUGCACCCGUCACAGGAUAACAUACAAAAUAGCCUAUCGGCAGGCGGUCAGGAUGGACUAUCGCAAGAGGUACCAGUGCUGCCCUGGGUACUACGAGAGUGGAGAAAGAUGUGUCCCCCGCUGUACAAAAGAGUGUGUCCACGGGCGUUGUGUGGCACCAGACCACUGCCAGUGUGAGAGCGGAUGGCUGGGAGAGGACUGCUCCAUGGUGGCUUGUGAUGACAAACACUGGGGUCCUGACUGCAGACAACCCUGCAAGUGUGAGCACGGAGGCCGCUGCGAUGCUCUGACGGGCAAGUGCCAGUGCCGCCCGGGAUACCAGGGACCCAGCUGCGAGGACCCCUGUCCUCUCUUGACCUUCGGCCAGGACUGUCUGCAGCAUUGCCUGUGCGGAACUGGUGGCUCUUGUGACCCAGAGACCGGGGAGUGUCGCUGCAAAGAAGGUUUUACCGGCACGCUCUGUGAUAUAGCCUGCUCUGGGCGACGGUGCCGUGCUCGAUGUCCCUGCCAGAAUGGGGGUUUCUGCCGAGGGGAGGGGGUGUGCGUCUGUCCCCCCGGCUGGACGGGUCUGGUGUGCACAGAGAGAUGUCCGAAGGGCAGGUUUGGGGUGAACUGUACCAAUGAGUGCGUGUGUCACAACGGAGGGCUCUGUGACGUGCAGACCGGACACUGCCAGUGUGCCGCUGGCUUCACAGGAGACAGGUGCAGUGAGGAAUGCGCAGUGGGCAGCUAUGGGCAGGACUGUAAAGGCGUGUGUGACUGUGCCAACGGGGCUCGCUGCUAUAACAUCCACGGAGGCUGCCUGUGCGAGUCUGGGUUCCGGGGGCCGCAGUGCAGGGACAGGAUGUGUCCAGAGGGGAUGUAUGGCCUGCAAUGUGACCAUCAGUGCCUCUGCAAGAGAACUCACACACUGAGCUGCCAUCCAAUGAAGGGUGACUGCACCUGUAAGCCAGGCUGGUCGGGGCUGUACUGCAACGAGACUUGCCCACAGGGUUACUACGGCGACGGAUGCCAGGAGACUUGCCUGUGUCUGAACGGAGGCACCUGUGACAGUGUUACUGGCCACUGCCAAUGUGCCCCUGGUUAUACGGGGGAGCACUGUGAGAGUUACUGUCAGAGAGGCACGUUUGGUAAAAACUGUUCGCUCCAGUGUUCCUGCACCAACUCGCUGGCCUGCUCCCCCAUUGAUGGCACCUGCUUCUGCAAAGAGGGAUGGAAAGGUUUGGACUGUUCCAGCCCAUGCUCCAGGGGAAGCUGGGGCCCAGGCUGCAAUGGCACGUGCCACUGUGCCAAUGGGGCAUUGUGUAAUCCGACAGACGGCACCUGUAAUUGCACUGCAGGAUGGAAGGGGGCGCUGUGUGACCAGCCAUGUCCGGAGGGCACGUACGGUCCAGGCUGUGGGCAGAGGUGUGACUGCCUCCACGCAGAUGGCUGUGACAGGACCAGCGGACAGUGCCGGUGUCUGCCAGGCUGGACGGGGCCUCGGUGUGCUCAGCACUGUCAAGAGGGUUCUUGGGGACACCACUGCAACCAGAGCUGCUCCUGCCUAAACAGCGCCACCUGCCAGACAGACAAUGGGAACUGCAUCUGCACGCCCGGGUACUGGGGAGUGCAGUGCCAGCACAUGUGCCGUGCCGGUGUGUAUGGUGCCCAGUGCAGCUUGCCGUGCCCGCCAUGUGCUUCUUCCUUCCCCUGCCAUCACAUUACGGGGGAGUGUCAGUGUAACCCAGGGUACACCGGACUCCUGUGUGACCAAGUAUGCCCUCUAGGUCAUUAUGGGAGGCAGUGUGCUGGAGUGUGUCGCUGUGCCAACAACUUCACAUGUCACCAUGAAGAUGGUCUCUGUCACUGUACCCCAGGCUGGACAGGGCUGGACUGCUCCCAGCCAUGCCGUGCCGGGACGUUUGGCCUAAACUGUGCCUACACCUGUUCCUGUCCGCCCAACACUAGCUGUGACCCCUACUCUGGAGCGUGUGUGUGCGCCUCAGGCCAGGGGACCGACUGCCUUCCAGACAGGGACGUGAACCUGAUGGUGCCGCUGACGCCGGUGGAACGGGUGUCCUGGGGGGCCAUCGUCGGCAUCGUGCUGCUGCUCGUGCUGGUGGUGGUGCUGCUGGGGACACUGCUGGCCUACCGCCGGAGGCUGACGGACAAGCAGAGCCGCGAGCCCACCGUGGCCUACUCCGCCACCCACACUGUCAACUCCGAGUACGCCGUGCCAGAUGUCCCACACAGCUAUUACCAUUACUACACCAACCCCAGCUACCACACACUGUCCCAUAACCGACCCCCUCUGCCCCACGUCCCAAACAACCUGGACUGCUCUCCUACCCUUAUCAAGAAGACCAAUAACCAGCUGUUCUGCAACGUGAAGAACGUGGAGAGGGAGCGUCUGGGGCUGUUUGGGGCGGAGUGCAACGCCACACUGCCCGCUGACUGGAAGCACGAUGAAGCACCCGCUCACAAGAACCAAGGUGCUUUUGGACUUGACCGCAGUUACAGCUACAGUUCCAGUUUAGGCAAAUACUACAACAAAGAGCUGUCGAAGGACUCCCCUGUGGCAGUCAGCAGCAGCUCCCUGAACAGUGAGAACCUCUAUGCCACCAUCAAGGACCUGCCCACGCUGCUGCCGCGCCCACUGGAGAGCAGCUACAUGGAGAUGACUCCACUCGCCAGGCGGGAGAGGUCCUACGCGGAGAUCAGCCUACCGCCUCCACCCCCCAUCCCCUCCCACAGGGAUUGCUGGUCCCUUGGAAACGUCUCAGAGCAGGAGUCCCAGAGUCACUAUGACCGUCCUGUCAACAGUCACAUUCCAGGACACUACGACCUCCCUCCUGUCCGCCGCCCGCCCUCCCCCAAACCACGGAGACUCCCACACUGACAACAGCCUCACCGAACUGUCACAGAGAAGCACAGUGAAACACAAAUCCAUAUUUCGUAGUUCGACGGUGUCAUUUCAUGUCAUUACAAUAAGUAGAAAUCGGGAGCUAAGUGAAUUUGGGAUGGGUUUGGGAGUGUGACUGACAGCUUAGUUGACCAUUCAGGCCUGGAGAACCUUCAUCAGAUCCCCUGGCGAUACUCUGCCCAUGACUAUUGUUUUUUAUUGUCUUUUUAUUGGUAAACGGGCACUGUCAGUUGUUCUUCAGCCAUGUCUCUGGUUAGAAUGUCACUUACCAAUGAAUGUAUGCCAGCAUGUGUUUUGUAUAUAA
Molecule: messenger RNA, 3848 nt
Organism: Megalops cyprinoides (Indo-Pacific tarpon)
Lineage: Eukaryota; Metazoa; Chordata; Actinopteri; Elopiformes; Megalopidae
Product: platelet endothelial aggregation receptor 1-like
Exons: 23
Coding region: 443-3520 (1025 amino acids)
Cellular component (GO): membrane
Molecular function (GO): protein binding
Source: RefSeq, a predicted model, not a curated record